Molecule: messenger RNA, 4185 nt
Organism: Malania oleifera
Lineage: Eukaryota; Viridiplantae; Streptophyta; Magnoliopsida; Santalales; Ximeniaceae
Product: DEAD-box ATP-dependent RNA helicase 46
Exons: 8
Coding region: 355-3753 (1132 amino acids)
Cellular component (GO): cytoplasm; nucleus; ribonucleoprotein complex
Molecular function (GO): RNA binding; RNA helicase activity; ATP binding
Source: RefSeq, a predicted model, not a curated record
UUUUUUUUUUCUUUUGAAAAAAGGCAAGUGUCAACACGCGAAAGGUGCAAAACGCGAACGAUAUAAGGACGACCCGAUUUUGUUUCGCUUUGGUUCAUCAUCUAACUCUGGACUGCCGGCGCAGGCAACAGUUUCUCCUCGAACCCUAACCCCGCCUAGCUUGGAAGCUUUACUGAAAAAAUUCGCAGUUAUUCUGAUCGAGUUCGAGUCGCGGAAGAAGGCUGGAACUCGACAAUUUUUUUUUCCUAAAAUGGUUUAGGGUUUAUGCUAAAUUGUUUGGUUCAUUUGGAGAGACACACAUAGAGGGAUCUCUGCGGGAGCUUGAUUACUUAUCGAGAUUAGCGACCCGGGUACAUGGCUACUGCAGAGCCUGCUCCUACUUCCCUUGGGCCUCGUUACGCGCCGGAUGAUCCCAGUCUUCCAAAACCUUGGAAGGGGUUGAUUGAUGGAAGCACAGGCCUCUUAUACUACUGGAAUCCUGAAACAAACAUUACCCAGUAUGAAAAGCCAGCUGCUUUACCACCUCCUUUGCCACCUGGUCCACCACCUGCUGUGUCAACACCGAAGCUGGCUUCGGUACCGUCAGCCCAGCAAGUGCAACCAAAUGGCGUGGUAGGUCAGCAGGCGUCACAAAUGGUGCAAACCCCACAAAAUCAUGGGCAAGUAAUUCCGCAGCAGCAGGGUUCUCUGGGGGCUUCUGUUCCUCAGCAACAGCAUACUCAAAUGCCACAAACUGGGCAACAACAAAGUCCUCAAUUGGGACAAUCUGUGUUACAGCCAGGGCAGCUAACUCCACAGCAGCUUGGGCCACAAAUGUUGCAGCAUCCAGGGCAGCAAAUGCCUCACCUGAUCAAUCAGCAAUUACCACAACAGAUGGGGCCGCAAAUGCCAUUGCAGCCAGUGCAGCAAAUGCCACAGCAAUUGACACACUCACAGGGGCAUCAAUUUUCACAUCAGCAGAUGCAGUAUAUUGCAUAUCAGCAAUCAAUGCUUCCCCAGGGGCCUCAAGCAAUGCAGCAACAGAGUCCACAUAUUGCACAACUGCAGCAGUUUCCCCAUCAGCAAGAGCACAAAUCAGGAUUUGUGCAAAGGGAGGAAAUUGAUCUUCAACAAGGAAAACGAAUUGGGUUUUCUCCAUCGCAGGUCCAACAAUCUGGCGCCUCGUCUGUGCAGAACUUGCCUACUGGAACAAAUUCCAUUCAGAUGGCACAAAUGGGGGUUCAGUCCGGUCAGGCCCAGCAGUUUAGUGGCUCAUCAGUCAAUUUGCAGCAUCCUACUUCAUCAGCUCCACUGCAGCAAACUAGGACUGAGUUGGUUCCUCAGCAACAUGGUCCCAGGUUUCAGAAUCAGGUCGGCCCAGCAAUGAUGCAAAGUCAGCAGCCAACAGUGCCCCCUGCUGCAUUUAAAACAGGUUAUGAGGACAAUCUACAUGGAAGAGGUGGGAAUGAAUACUACUACAACACAAACAAGGAAGGCCCAGUUAUGGCUCCUCAGCAGCCCAAGCUUGCAGCAAUACCGAUGGCGAGAAAUCAGCAGGAUACAAGGAUGGGUGUUCCACUUCAAAAUGCCACUCCUGUUCAUGCUGGUGGAUUGAAUGCUCCACCUGGGCCUAACAUGCAUAACAUGUAUAAUCAUGCAACUGGUGGUCCUGCAUUUUCUAAUAUGAGGCAGCCUCCAACAGUUUUUGGAUCUUCAGAUGCUGCUAAUCUCUCACCUGUUGACGUUUAUCGUCAACAAAAUGAAGUUACGGCAACGGGUGACAAUGUUCCUGCUCCUUUCAUGACCUUUGAAGCCACUGGGUUCCCUCCAGAGAUACUAAGAGAGAUACAUUUUGCCGGUUUUUCUUCUCCUACACCUAUUCAAGCACAAUCAUGGCCUAUUGCCUUGCAAAAUAGGGAUAUAGUGGCCAUUGCAAAGACAGGUUCUGGGAAAACGUUGGGUUAUUUGAUCCCUGCCUUCAUUCUUCUUAGACGACGCCGUAAUAAUCCUGUACAUGGCCCCACAGUGUUAGUCUUGGCUCCAACUCGGGAGUUAGCGACACAAAUACAGGAGGAGGUUAUCAAGUUUGGUCGGUCUUAUAGAGUCUCUUGCACGUGCUUGUAUGGCGGAGCUCCAAAGGGACCUCAGCUAAAAGAACUAGACCGUGGAGCAGAUAUCGUUGUGGCAACUCCUGGUCGGUUGAAUGACAUCCUUGAGAUGAAGAAGAUUGAGUUUGGGCAAGUUUCUCUCCUUGUGCUUGAUGAGGCGGAUCGAAUGCUUGAUAUGGGUUUUGAACCUCAGAUCCGUAAGAUUGUGAAUGAGAUACCACCACACAGGCAAACUCUUAUGUACACUGCUACUUGGCCUAAAGAAGUGAGAAAAAUAGCAAGUGAUCUUCUAGUUAGUCCUGUACAAGUGAACAUUGGUAAUGUUGAUGAACUGGCUGCAAACAAGUCUAUUACUCAGUAUGUUGAAGUAGUGUCGCAAAUGGGGAAGCAGAAGCGCUUGGAGCAGAUUCUUAGAGCCCAAGAACGUGGCUCUAAAGUUAUUAUUUUCUGUUCCACAAAAAGGUUGUGUGACCAGCUAGCACGCAGUAUAGGGCGUAACUUUGGGGCUGCUGUAAUUCAUGGAGACAAAUCUCAAGGUGAGAGAGACUGGGUUCUGAAUCAGUUUCGAAGUGGCAAGUCCCCAAUUUUAGUUGCCACCGAUGUUGCUGCCCGGGGGCUUGACAUAAAAGACAUAAGAGUGGUAAUAAACUAUGACUUUCCGACUGGGAUUGAGGAUUAUGUUCACCGAAUUGGAAGAACUGGAAGGGCUGGGGCUACAGGAGUGUCAUAUACAUUUUUCUCAGAUCAGGACUGGAAAUAUGCUGCUGAUUUGAUAAAAGUUCUGGAAGGGGCUAACCAGCACGUGCCUCCUGAGGUGCGAGAGAUGGCUUUGCGUGGUGGGCCUCCUUUUGGCAAGGAUCGGGGUGGGAUUAAUCGUUUUGAUUCUGGCGGCAGCGGUGGGCGUUGGGAUUCUGGAGGCCGCAGUGGCAUGAGAGAUGGUGGCUUUGGUGGCCGUGGUAGCAUGAGGGAUGGUAACUUUGGUGGCCGUGCUGGUGGCUUCAGAGAUGGUGGCUUUGGUGGUCGUGGCAGCGGAAGGGAUGGUCCUUCUGGGGGCCAUGGUGCAAGAAAUGACUUCUUUCCUGGGCGUGGAAACAGGGGGCGGGGAUUUGGCAGCCCUGGUGGCAGUCAUGUUGGUUGGAGCAGAAAUGAACGCGGGCCACAUGAUCGCUACAACACAAUGGAUGGGCGUGGUCGUGGGCGUGGACGGAGCCGUUUUGAUAACAGGAGAGACUUUCCAGAUAGGAGUAGGGGCAGAAGCUAUAGCUCUAGCCCAGAAAGGGUUCGUACAUGGGGUUAUAGCAGAAGUAGAAGCAGAAGUCGGAGUUGGAGCCGGAGCCGGAGCCGGAGCCGGAGCAGGAGCAGGAGCCGUAGCUGGAGGCGGAGCCGGUCCCGUAGCCGUAGUCCUAGCUCUAGUCGUAGCUACAGUCGCAGCCGUAGCCACAGUCACAGUCGCAGCUAUGAUCGACAUGAGAGGCCGCGCGAACAAGAUGUUAAGAAAGACCUCACUGUGCAAGAAUUUGAGGCUCCUCCUGAAGCAAAGAUGUCUCCAAUGUCUGCCCUUACUCGGAGCAAUGCAUUUACAGGUUCUGAGCCUGCAGUGCAGCCAACGAUAGUUGAAACUACUGAACCGGUGCAACCUCAGGCUCCAGGAGACCCUCAUCACUAACCCCACAGGCUGAAGUUUAGGGUCCAGUGCAGAUGACGAUUUCUUUAAGUACGAUCUCUAUAUUUUUCACCCUUACGAUACUGGUCUACCCUGUGUUGAGAAAGGGUUGCUUUGGCAAUUCUGUUUGCAGCAAGAAAUGUUUUGGACGACGGGGGUGAGUUUGAACUGGAAUUGCAGAGCAGCUUGGUCGAGUAUUGAGCUGACUGGAUGAGUGUGCGAGAGGGUAAAAAUACACUCAAAUUCUUUUCCUGUAGGUUGGAUGGUAGUGUAGCUUCCAAGCACUUUUUCCCUUUUCUCUGGAGAGGGCUUUUUCAUUAUCAGGUUGGUGUUGAGAGGUUGGUGUCUGGUGAUGCCUCUUGCCCUUUGAACUCCCUUAUUUAUCCUAUUUUUGAGAAAGAAACACAGUUUGAAAGUUAAUAUUAUUAUCUCUAA